Molecule: messenger RNA, 438 nt
Organism: Cooperia oncophora
Lineage: Eukaryota; Metazoa; Nematoda; Chromadorea; Rhabditida; Trichostrongylidae
Source: the annotation of a GenBank genome assembly
AUGAAAGCCGCGUUUGAACGAAGAAUGGAGCUUACACCGAUUCUUAGCACAAAUGUUCGCGUGUUAGAGGCUGUGUUAGUGAAUGCCAACAGUACAACUCGUUUGGAACUAUUUCACACUAUGGAACAAGAUGGAUCAUUGGACUCCUUGACUCAAUGGUCCUUCGGACUCGCUCAAAAUCGCCAUAGCGUAUGGCAGGCAGGUGAGCCGUCAUCAAGUGAGGCAGCAAAACGUUUCCACGUAUUUGCGUUUCCGGUGCUGCGCAUAUUUGCCUCGUAUAUCAAAACUUGUAACGAACUUAUUGGCGGUGCGCACAAGAGCGUAACUCCUCACGAACCUGGAGACGCUAAGAAUCCAGCUCAUCUCAGUCCACGUACAAUAGAGGUAACUUUUCUUUUAUUGGUUCCAAUGAAUGUAGUGAAUGAAUAUGAGAAAUGA